Molecule: messenger RNA, 1620 nt
Organism: Uloborus diversus
Lineage: Eukaryota; Metazoa; Arthropoda; Arachnida; Araneae; Uloboridae
Product: secretory carrier-associated membrane protein 1-like
Exons: 10
Coding region: 334-1389 (351 amino acids)
Biological process (GO): protein transport
Cellular component (GO): trans-Golgi network membrane; recycling endosome membrane
Source: RefSeq, a predicted model, not a curated record
UUGUGGUUGUCAUGCGUAUAUGUGGUGGUCAAUACUCCCAUAUCUUUAGUUAUUGUGGUUUCAGUAAAAUAAUACGUGAGUUUUCUGAGAUAGAUUUUAUAAAGCGGCACUUUUUUUGUUGACUGAAGUGGUUUUCAAUGCCUUCCUCUUUGAAAGCUUCUUUUGAAAAUAAUGAUGUAUAACUUGUUUACUUCUUUGACAUCUGUCACUAACUCAAUCUAUCGCUGAUUCUAAUACUUUUCUUUCAUUCUUUCUUUUACUGUUUUGUUAUUUUAAACAUUAUUUUGAAGAGCAAUUAUUGAAUUUGCUUUGACGAAAGAUUUCAAAUGAAAGAUGACUUCGAAGGAUGAUUUUAAUCCUUUUGAGGAUCCAAGCAUUAAACACUUGACAGAUCAGCCAGCAGUGGGUCAAGAUUCCAUAGCAUCUUAUAAUCCAUUUGACAGCGGUACCAAAGUUGGUGGAACUGUCGCAAAGCAGGUUGGAGAUACACCACAGGAAAUAAAUCCUACCCCUCAACCUGUUGCUCCAAAAGAAAUCAAAAUGCAGCAACCUGUCUCAAAUCCACCACCUUAUACGGAAGGCGGAGGACAAAAUGCUUUUGCAAGUGAUUUACAGAAAAGGCAAGAGGAAUUGGAAAGAAAAGCCAACGAGCUCCAAGCUAGAGAAGCACAGUUAGCUAAUUCUUCAGUGACAGGAGUAACUAAAAAUUGGCCACCUCUUCCACAAAAAUGCUGUGUUGGUCCAUGUUUUUAUCAAGAUAUUUCUGUAGAAAUUCCUAAUGCUUAUCAGAGCACUGUGAGAACUAUGUAUUACUUGUGGAUGUUUUAUGCAUUCCUGCUGUUUUUGAACAUGUUGGGUGCAUUGGCAAUGUUAAUUGCGGAUUCAAGUGCUGUUACAACCUUUGGAGUCUCAAUAUUGGUGUUUCUCCUAUUCAGUCCAUUGUCUUUUGUUUGCUGGUUUCGUCCUUUGUAUAAAGCUUUCAGGACUGACAGUUCAUUCAACUUUAUGGUGUUUUUCUUUGUAUUUUUCUUCCAAUUUGUUGUUGCAGUAUUUUAUGCUGUUGGAAUACCAAGUUUUGGAUCAUGUGGCCUAUAUAAUGGAAUUUCAACACUUACCAAACAAGGUGACCACACUGUUGAUGUAUAUGCCGUUGGAAUAAUUGCAAUAUUUAUUGGAUUUUUGUGGGCUAUCGAUGCCAUAAUUUCUUUCUUUAUGCUGUCUAAAAUACAUCGUAUGUAUAGAGGAACUACUGCAAGCUUUGCAAAAGCGCAGGAAGAGCUUGCUACCGGGGUAAUGCGAAAUCCACAUGUUCAAAAUGCAGCAACAACUGCUGUAACUCAAGCUGCUCAGCAGUCAUUUAACACCAGUGCAUCUGGAUUGCGUUAUUAGAGUUAAGCAGUGUAGAUACGGAGCUGGCAACUGUAUGAAGAUUAAUGCAACUGAGCAUGAUCUCACAACCCUUGUGUUUGGGAUUAACUGUUUGCUAACAUUUAUUUAACAAUUACUAGCAUUGUUGGAAAGUAUUAUCUUCAUUUUGCAUGACAUUCCAAUAUAAAGACUGUAAUAUAAAGAAAUGUCUGCAUGACCGUGUAAAAUGUGUUACAUGUAUAUUAAAGGAAA